This is a messenger RNA of Caenorhabditis remanei, 1569 nucleotides long. RefSeq lists its product as uncharacterized. Bases 1 to 1569 code for a protein of 522 amino acids. Gene Ontology annotation, cellular component: mitochondrion; cytoplasm. Gene Ontology annotation, biological process: mitochondrial translation; histidyl-tRNA aminoacylation; nematode larval development. NCBI's taxonomy places the organism in Eukaryota, Metazoa, Nematoda, Chromadorea, Rhabditida, Rhabditidae. The transcript has 5 exons. Gene Ontology annotation, molecular function: ATP binding; histidine-tRNA ligase activity. The record is from RefSeq and is a predicted model, not a curated record.
AUGCCGGCUGAAUUGAACGCCGAACAACGGAAAGCUCUCGAAGAGGAGAUCAAAGUUCUUGGAGAUGAAAUCCGCAAAAUGAAAGCCGAAAAGGCCGAACCAGCUGUGAUUAAAGAGCGAGUGAACAAGAUGCUUGAAAAGAAGAAGGAGCUUGGAGGUACCGAGGAAAAGCCUGGAAAGUUUGUCCUAAAGACUGGAAAAGGAACUCGUGACUACGGACCGGCUCAGUCUGCUCUCCGUAAUUCUGUUCUUCAAAACGUCGUCGAAACUUUCAACAAAUAUGGAGCUGAGACUAUUGAUACUCCUGUUUUCGAACUUCGCGAUGUUUUAAUGGGAAAAUAUGGAGAAGAAGGAGGAAAAUUAGUCUAUGAUCUCCAAGAUCAAGGUGGAGAACUUCUCUCGCUUCGUUAUGAUCUCACUGUUCCAUUCGCUCGAUACCUGGCAAUGAACAAAAUCACGAAUAUAACUAGAUAUCAAAUUGCUAAAGUAUACAGAAGAGAUCAGCCUGUGAUGACUCGUGGACGCUAUCGAGAAUUCUAUCAAUGCGAUUUCGACAUUGCCGGACAAUACGAUUUGAUGCUUCCUGAAUCUGAGUGCCUCGGAAUUGUUCACGAAUUGCUUACAAAACUGGAGAUCGGGGAGUUUUUCAUCAACUUGAAUCACAGACUGAUCUUGGAAGGAAUGUUCGCUGUCUCCGGAAUUUCCCCGAAAGAUUUCAAGACUAUCUGCUCAUCCGUUGACAAGUUAGACAAGACUCAAUGGGCUGAAGUUGAAGAAGAGAUGAUUAAAGAGAAGUUCUUGACGAAAGAGCAAACUGAAAAACUCGGACAACUCGUUCGAUUCCGGGAACUAAACGGUGGUUUGAGUAACCUGGAACUCCUCGAAAAGAUGUCACAACUUCCUGAACUCGGACAAAACGAAAAGUUCAAGAAAGGAGCCGAGGAGCUGAAAGUUCUUAUCGGAUACCUUGAUGUCGAUGGAGUGACAAGUGUGAGAUACGAGCCAUCCCUUGCGAGAGGACUCGAUUAUUAUACCGGAGCUAUCUAUGAGGCUGUUGCUCCUAAAGCACUCGAAGGAACUGCUGUUGAAAAAUCCGAAGAGACAGCUGGGCAGCCUGUUGGAGUUGGUUCGGUGGCUGCUGGAGGAAGAUACGACGGUCUUGUUAACAUGUUUGACGCCAAACUGAAAGUUCCGUGUUGUGGAGUUUCUUUCGGAAUUGAACGUCUUUUCGCAAUUAUGGAAGCUCGACAGAAAAACACAGUUCGAACGACUCAAACUGAAGUUUAUGUUGCCUCUGCUCAAAAGAACUUAGUGUUGGAACGCAAGAAGUUGUUGAGAACUCUUCGUGCAGCUGGUAUCAAGAGUGAAAUGCCAUUGAAGGCUAACCCAAAGUUGCUGACGCAAUUCCAAUAUGCUGAAGAGAGGCGUAUCCCAUUAGUUGUGCUUAUUGGUGAAAGAGAACUUCAAGAGGGAAUCGUCAAAUUGCGAAACGUUGUGAGCAGAGAAGAGAAGGACGUUCCCCUCGAUUCACUCGUCUCCUCCAUUCGAGACGCUCUCGCUGCACUCUAG